AUGGCAAAAGUAAAAAAUAAGAGGAACGCUAGAUUAGCAGAUAGAGUCCAUAAAAAGAAAGCUGGGGAUGUAAAAAAAAAGUUGAACCCUUUCGAGGUUCAUAUAAACAGAGAAAAACUCAAAGUUUUGGGAAAAAAAUCUAAGCAUGAUCGUGGAUUACCUGGCGUUUCUCGUGCCAAAGCCGUUCAAAAACGUAAAGAAACUUUAGGUACAGAAAUGAAGCUUCUGAACAAGACCAAUACUUUCAUUGACCGACGUAUUGGUGAGAAAAGUAACAAUAUUUCGACUGAGGAUCGCAUGAUUGCUAGAUUUGCUGCUGAGAGAGCUAAACAACAUAGCAAGAAAAGCAUUUAUAACUUAGCUGAUGAUGAAAUACUUACCCACAGAGGUCAAACAUUGGAACAAAUUGAGAAGUUUGAUGACCCACGGUCUGAAGAUGAGGAUGAGGAUAAACCAUUUGGCGGUUUAGAUGAUAACUUUGUAUCAGAGGGUCACUUUGGAGGUGGUAUCCUUUCAAAAACUGAGUCAAAAGAUGGAGCAAAAUCACAUAAAGACCUCAUAGAACAACUUAUAGCUGAAUCAAAAAAACGUAAAGCUGAGAAGCAGAAAGAAAAAGAACAAACCUUAGAUUUAACAGAAAAAUUGGACAGUGAAUGGAAAGAUUUACAGCCGGUUGUUUUUAAAAAGCAGAGUGAAUCAUUGAUUGAUAAGCUUUUAGCCGAUGCUGAGAAGGGUCAGGAUUAUGAUAAAAUGAUGAGAGAGUUGAAGUUUGAUAGGCGAGGAACUCCAUCAGACGCACUUAAGAGUACAGAAAAACAGAAAGAAGAGGAGCGAAAAAAGUUAGAAGAACUAGAGAAACAGAGGCAACAGCGAAUGCUAGCAGAAGAUUCUGUAUCUAAUGUUGCAAAACCCAAGGUUAAUCACAGGUCUGCUGACGAUUUAGAUGACAAUUUUGCACUAAAUGAUGAGGAAGAAAUAAUGUUGGCAUAUGAUAAGGAUGGCAAACCACUGUUACCUGAUCAUAUACUAAAAGAUUAUAACGUGCCAAAUGCAAAGAAAAAAUUCGACGAGGGAAUAUCAGAUACGUCAUCUGAAGAUGAUACUGAAGACAGUGAUGAUGAUGAGGUUGGAAGCGAAAAUGGUGAUGAAGUAAAUGAUACGGCUAGUAGUGGGGAUGAAGAUACAGAAUCCGAAAGUGCUGAUGUUGGCAACAAAGAUAGUAUAGAUAUUGUACAUGAAUUAAAUAAAACUAAUGAGAGUUUAAAAACUUUGUUUAAAAACAAUGAACUUAAAAGUGAAAGUACUAAUAGCGACGAAAAUGAAAAUGACAGUCCUAUUGUCAACCGCAAACGUAAAGCAAAUAAAGUAUCUGAAGUAGAAACCAAAAAAGUAAAAGUAUCUAGUGAAAGCGGUGAUGAGAUUCUCGAAAAUCACAUCAAUGAAAACAAUGAAAAUGUUCAAAAGGAGAAGACUAAGAUAGAUUCAGAUUCUCCAAGUGACUCGAAAAGCGAGAGUGAUUGUGAUGGCAAUGAUGAUGGUGAUGUAGACUUGUGUGACGACGAAAUUGGGUCUAUUUUUGAAAUUAAAUCUGCUGAAGGUGAUAAACUAAGGGAAUUAUUGACAGGGAAAACACCGUCACAGCAAUCGACUGCGUUAUCCAAAUUAAUAAAAAGUUAUGAUCCCAGUUUAUCAGCCAAUAACAAAGAUAUAUUGAGCCGUUUAUUUGCACAUUUACUCCAAUACAUUCACGACAUAUUUAGCGAUUCAAAGGACGAAGGAAAUGUUAUAAAGACCUUUCUAAUAUUCGACAAAUUAGCUCCGUACUUCUACGAUUUAAUACACAUCAACAAAGUGUCCACUAGGAAAUUUAUUGUGGAACUAUUAAAGGAAAAGUACGACCAAUUCAAGCGUAACCCCAGAGUAGUCCCCGAUCUAAACACCUUGAUAUUCUUUAAACUAGUCUCCCUAUUGUACCCCACUUCUGAUUUCCGACACCCGGUCACUACUCCGACUUUAGUUUUUAUGACUGAGAUUUUGAGAACUUGUCAUUUUAGAGAUGCAUACUCGGUGUCGAGAGGCUUCUUCGUGUUGACGAUGAUACUAGAAUUCACUGUUUUGUCGAAACGCUUUGUGCCGGGCGCGCUAAAUUUUCUGAGAGGCAUCUUCUAUUUAUCGGCAAAUACCUCUUUAUUGAAUUCAAUUCAACUAGUCCCCCCUUUCCGUCUACACAAGGACGCCAAAAUUCUGUGUUUAGAUCGAGAUUGUUCCAAAAUGGAGGUCGACGAAAAAAUGGCGGCAAAGGAUUUAGUUGUUAACGAAAUCGAUGACGGCUUUAAAAUUAAAGUUGUGUGCAAUUCAGUUAAGAUAUUGAGGGAAUUUUUCGAGAAUUAUUCCGAUCUCGAGUCGUCAGAAGCGAUAUUUGAGCCCCAUAUACAGUUAUUGGGAAGGAUAGAUCUAGAAUUGUACCCAAAGAAGGUGGCCGUUAAAAUCGAGAAGGUUCUGCAACACAUGAGAGAGUCACUCGAAACAAAGACGUAUACACCUUUGGCUAGAGAGAAGCCGAGACCGAAAGCGUUGAGAUUGUACGAACCGGACAUACAGGAAGUGUUUACUGGUAGUAAGUCGUCAAAACUGUCCCGAGAAGCAGCAGAGACGGCGAGACUUCAGAGCAAAUAUAAGAAAGAAAUGAAGGGAGCCCUGAGAGAGAUCAGGCGGGAUAAGGCAUAUAUAGCGGCCGUCAAGAUACGACAGAAGAUACAGAGUGACAACGUAAGAAAAGAGAAAGUGAAACAGAUCUACAAGGAUGCAGCGAUACAGCAAAGUGAACUAAAUAAGUUAAAGCGAAUGAAAUGA
Molecule: messenger RNA, 2853 nt
Organism: Leptosia nina
Lineage: Eukaryota; Metazoa; Arthropoda; Insecta; Lepidoptera; Pieridae
Source: the annotation of a GenBank genome assembly